AUGGGAAUGGAAGUGAUCGUUUUAACUACUAGGUUGUCUAACGUGGCUAGUGAUUGUGUCUCUAGUUCUUGCUUCACCAUGAAACCUUUAGAUGAGGAUCAAAGUUGGGUGAUGUUUUGCCGAAACGCUUUCCAGCAAGAACAUUGCCCUUAUCCUCAACUACAAAGUGUGGGAAACGAGAUUGUUAGAUUGUGCAGAGGACUACCCUUGUCAAUUGUUGUGAUUGGAGGGUUUCUUCUCAAAUCGCCUAGGACUGUAGGAUUGUGGGAGGAUGUUGCGAAGAAUAUAAAAUCAAUCUCCAAUUCAACAGAGAAGCAAGAGAUCUUAGAUGUGUUAUCUUUAAGCUACAGUCACUUGCCCUCUCUCCUGAAGCCAUGUUUGCUUUAUAUGGGGAUUUUUCGGGAGGACCAUGAGAUCCGUGCACGAAUCAUCAAACUUUGGGUUGCUGAAGGAUUUAUCAAACCAAAGAGAGCCCAAAUGUUAGAAGAGAUUGUAGAGGGGUACCUGAAUGACCUAGUCGACAAGAAUCUUGUUCUUGUUGGCAGGCAUCGAUCUAAUGGGAAGAAUAGGUCUUGUCGACUUCAUGAUCUGAUAAGAGAUCUGUGUUUGAAAGUCUCUGAGAAUGACAAGUUCUUCUAUGCCAAAAGGGCACUCGACAACAUGACCAAGGAGCGUCGCUUCAUAUGUCAUGACUUCAUCGAGAUGUCUGAUGCUCUGAAGUCAGCGCAGCUUCUUCGUUCUCUGGUAUGCAGAGGGUCGAAGCUGCCGGUUGUGUUUAACUUGUUGACUAUGGCUAGCGACUGUUGUGCGGAAGAUAUAAUGCAGAACUUGAACCUGCGGUGCCUUACUUACCGACCUUUGGUUUUCUCCACCUUCCUUCUUCAAUAUCCUUCAUUUGGAACCUGCAAACAUUGACUAUUGACGCGAAACACAAUAAUCUAGUCGUUGCCCCAAUUGAGGUUUGGAGUUUGUCACAACUUAGGCACGUGGAGUGCUCACGGAUUUAUCUUCCUCCUCCUCCUCCAAAUGACUGUGUUGUCAUGGGAAAUUUACAGACAGUGAUAAAAGCAGUAAAUUUGAGGUUGAGUGAGGAGGUGUGUAAGAGAAUUCCAAACGCCAGCAAAUUGCAUCUAAUCUGCGGUGAUAAGUUGGAGGGAUAUGAUGAUUGCUUGUUCGACCAUCUCCACAAUCUUGGCAGCUUACAUAAACUUGAAUCACUAUGGCUAGUUUCCACCUUUCUUAACUCCUUAUAUAUGCAAUGCAGAUCGGCUUAAGUGUGCAUUUCCGGUAUCUCCGAAGAAGUUGUCACUGACAAACUUGAGUCUUGACUGGAAUGAUCUGACAAUCAUCGGUUCUUUGCCCCAAUUAGAAGCUCUGUGUGAGGAUUUUCGAGAUGGAAUUUGGAAAUAUUGUCAGAAAUAGAAGUUGUAGUUCGUCUCGAUACGAGUUCGUGAGCGCAAACGGUUCAUAAAUCGGAGUUCGGACGAGAAAGUUAUGGCUAAAACAAGAAAGUCCCGCGCAGCAGUGAAUAGUGUCCGACGGGAAUUUCCGAAUUUUCGGGAAUUUUCGGAAUUUUCGGAUUUUAUCAGUAUUUUUGAGUUCUACAUUGUAUUUAUCUCCUGUGCUUAUAAAUAGGUCCUUUCCCUGACCUAUUAGACACAUCUCUUUACCCCUUUUCUUCAUCUUUUCAGUUUUAGACUUAGACUUUUACUGUUUUCAUAGAUUAGCUUUAUUUUUCUACAAGAUCCAAGCCGUCAUUCAACAUUCUUCCGGGUUUUAUUUAUUUCAUUUAUUUUAA
This is a messenger RNA of Salvia miltiorrhiza (redroot sage), 1798 nucleotides long. Its product is annotated as putative late blight resistance protein homolog R1B-8. The transcript has 2 exons. The record is from RefSeq and is a predicted model, not a curated record. Gene Ontology annotation, molecular function: ADP binding. Gene Ontology annotation, biological process: defense response to other organism. Lineage: Eukaryota; Viridiplantae; Streptophyta; Magnoliopsida; Lamiales; Lamiaceae. The coding region runs from base 1 to 915 and encodes 304 amino acids.